AUGAUUGUUUCCAUGCAACUGGGCUUCGCCAUGCUGGAAGUGGGAUGCGUGAGACAAGAGCAUCGCAUGACAGUGCUGGCAAAGAAUCUGCUUGACACCAUGGUCUCCAGUUUGUCCUUCUCAUUGGGCUGUGAGAUUUUCCAGCCCAGCAUUGUCAAGCAGGAUGGAGUCGUGGAAAAUCACUUGAUCUUCCUGCACUGGGCCUUUCUCUCCACCUCAGUGACGAUUUGUUCUGGAUCCAUGGCGGAGCGUGCUCACCUGGCAGCAUACCUAUGCUAUGCGGUGCUGAUGUCAGGCUUGGCGUACCCCAUCCUGGCAGACAGUGUCUGGGGUGAUGGUACAGGUGCUGGCUUCUUGUACCAUCAAUUCCACCCCUCCGGUGGACAUAGCUAUUACGACUACGCCGGGGGUGGUGUCAUCCACCUGGCUGGCGCGAUGGCAGCUUUGGCCGGCAACUUGCUGUUGGGACGUCGAAUCCUGCGACCUCCACCCAAGGACCUAAGUCAUACACAAGGCGAUGAUACAGCGCAGCUGAAGGAGGCGAUCCAGGAGACGUGGCAACGGCGCUUCGACCGGGCCGAGGACGAUGAGAAGGAGUUUCGCCCCAACAGCUACUUACAGGUCAUGGGCGUCUUGAAUCUCUGGGUGGGUUGCUAUGGCUUCAACGCAUCGCCAGCUUUUGUGCGUAGAGAUCCGCACCGUGUAGAGAUCGCCUCCUUGAGCGCCUGGAACACCACGCUGGCCGCGGGCGCUGGAGCAUGUGGAACCUUUCUGCACUCGUGCAUCUUUCAUAAGAACAUGCAGUUGGGUUUCAUUUGCAAUGGACUUUUAUCCGGCCUGGUCUGUUUGACGGUAGCAUGUGACAUUUUGACACCUGCAGCUACCGUCCUGCUUGGCUUCUUGUGUGGUUUCCUGGUGUACCCUGCAGGCAGCUAUGCUCUCAAAAAGAUGCGGAUUGACGACCCUGCAGAUGCUAUCCCCGUUCACGGCGGCUCCGCGAUUUUUGGGAUCCUCUCGGUGGCCUUCUGUACUCCUUCCUGCGACACUGAGAGUGGAUCCGCGUACGGACAUCAUGUAUUCUGUGCUGAUCACCAUACCAUUGGUGGUCAGCUGUUGGUGCAGCUCCUUGGUGUUGGGACCAUCCUGGUUUGGAUUUCUUGCGUGAUUUUUCCGGUUUGGGCCAUCUUUUUGGUGUCGGAGUUUGUCUACGCCUUGGAAUUGGAGCAGCUUUCUGACACCUACGAGCGUGCCGCCUGCCACGUUGAUCUAGAGGCAGCCAGACUUUCGUUGGAGGCGCCGGGGUGGGCUCAUUGGGAAGAUGCGCAAGGAGUCAUGGAUUUCCUUCAUUUCAAUCGCACGGAUCGAAUGGAAACGUGCUGUGCCACGCGUUUCUACGCGUUUAAAGAUGCAGCGGCUGCGAGUGACUUCCGUCAAGACAUGGUGGAAGCGAUCCACAGCUCAAAAACGGCCCUCGAGAUGGACGGUGUGGCUGUUCGGCUGCUUCACGGCAUCUUGGGCGGAAAACGACGGAUUUUGGAUUUGGGAUCCCUGGGGAUUUCAGCCAAAAAUGCAUUGCUCGACAAUUUGCACGGACACUUGGCAGAUAGGUUCCGCUGCUUUCGCGAGCUGGCUCGGAUCCGCUUGCGCAUCGCGCCCUUUGCAGAGUUAUCAGGGCUUGGUGCCAUGGCCGGGACCGGAAAGGAGGUGGCCGAGAUCAUCAGAGAAGUUUUAGAAAUCGUCACAGAUUCCCAUGGUGAGGAGCGCAAAGGCGGAAUGCCACUGCAGCUUCAGGUGGAGCAGCUGCGACGUCAGGUGCAAAAUCAAGGCGUGCUGUUGCAACGCCUCAGUCGAAAUAAGCGCUACGCAGGCUACCGCAGCCUGACACCGCGCCUGGCGAGCGUCACGGAGGCCGAGGCCGAGCAGCCGGUGCCGGCGCCGGCGCCGGCGGAACGCGCGGACCUGGCCAGGGCUGCCACGGAGAGGUCCAACUCUCCGAAAGCCCCCAGCACCGACGCCACACGUGGCCCACGCCACGAGCAGCCCAUGCUGCCCAUUGGCUCUCCCCGCGGGCGUCCGCUGCAGCGCGAGGAGACCGGGGACUUGGCGCAGCUCCACGCGACCAACCGCAGCCAGACGCCCGAGGAGCGGCCGCUGCGGCGGGAGGUCACCAGUCGAUCGCUUCAGUCUGCCAGCACAGUGUCAGACAAGAGUAUGGGCCUCAUCACGCCGCGCUCGGAGGGAGAUGAAACGCCACCGCCCACCAUGUAUGGAUGCGCCCAUGGUGGCUACCGGCAACGACGAAGCACCGUGAGUAGCGGUCAAAGGGAAGAAGUCGCGCUGCAAGUCAUGGCCACGCAACUGGCAAAUCUCCUGCAGGCCCAACAGCGAUUGGCGUCCUCACUACCGGACUUGAGAAAUGAAGAUUUUCACAGGCAACUCGUCGCAGCGUUGGAGCGCCGCGAGAGCGCCUCAUCGGCGCGUUCUGGGUCUGAGCGUUCCAGUCGAUUCGAGGCCACCCCUUGUCCUGAGACAGGAGCUGCCCUAUGA
Molecule: messenger RNA, 2547 nt
Organism: Cladocopium goreaui
Lineage: Eukaryota; Dinophyceae; Suessiales; Symbiodiniaceae
Source: the annotation of a GenBank genome assembly